AUCAUGUGACCGUGUUCCCCACAUCCCGAAAAUUUCCAUCAUCUACAGUUGGUUAUUCUUCCUGGUUAUUUUGUGUCCAUUAUUAAAACAAGCAUUAUUUACGAAGGAUGAAGCAAUAAGGAUUAUUGUCUGCAAAAUGGUAUACUUUGGAAGAUUUAUAUUUCUUAUGCGGUCGGAUAACCUAUUGCGCACAAGAAAUUGCUUAUUAAAUUUGUACCAAAAUGCCUCAAAAAGCACAUUGAAUCAGUUAAAAGAUACAAUCUUGCCACCAAAACCAAAGAAGCCAGAAAGUCCGUUUCUUUUAUAUGUGAAACAUAUUAAAUCCAGAUUUCUCAAAGAAACACCUAAUAUGAAAUAUUCAAUGAUGUUAAAGAGAGCAUCCAAGGAAUGGACAGAAUUAGAUUUUACUGAAAAGGAAUGUUUUAUAGACCAAUAUAAUACAAAUUUUGAAGUAUAUAAGAAUGAAUUAAAAGAAUAUAAUGAUUCUAUUACCGAUGAACAAAGACAAUUAUGGAAAAAAAAGAAAAAAGAAUAUGAAAAAAAGAAUAAUGAUAAACAUGAAAUGCUUGGAAAACCAAAAAAACCACCAAAUGCAUAUUUUUGUUAUAUAUUAUCAAAGAAAAAUAAUAAAGAUCCAGAUAUUGCUGGUCAGGAAUGGUUAAAAUUAUUGGCCAUAAGUUGGAGUGAAUUAUCAGAAGCGGAGAAGGAAUCAUAUUUCACGGAAGCUACUCAACUUCAGACACAAUACCAGAAGGAUUUAGAAAAGUGGGAGAUGGAAAUGAUACAAUCUGGUCAUACUGAUGUUGUGAGAUGUAAAAUGUUAACAAAAUAUAAGAAAAAUACUAAAAAAGAAAAUAAGAAAUAAAAAUUAAAGUGCUCUAUUCUAUUUUAACUAAUUAUUUCUAUCCAAUAAGUUAACAGCAAUUUAUUUCAAUUAUAUUCAAUAACGUUAUUAUACAUUUCGUAAGUUAAUGUGGUGAUAAUAGAAAAGUAUGUCGAAUCAUUUAGAAAUUGCAUUUAACAAAAGAUUUAUAAACUUAUAAAUAAAUUUACCACACUGCAUAA
Molecule: messenger RNA, 1065 nt
Organism: Bombus impatiens (common eastern bumble bee)
Lineage: Eukaryota; Metazoa; Arthropoda; Insecta; Hymenoptera; Apidae
Gene: TFAM
Product: transcription factor A, mitochondrial
Exons: 4
Coding region: 137-865 (242 amino acids)
Molecular function (GO): transcription cis-regulatory region binding
Source: RefSeq, a predicted model, not a curated record